AUGGAUCAAGAUGAAGAUGCAUGUCAGGAAUUCUUGAGAAUGCUCAAGAAAUACGAAACUGUAGCAGCAAAAGAUACUGCUAAGUUCAUCGGUGAAUUCAGAGGUCUAGCAGACCUCGUGAAGUCAACCGAUUCUGAAUUGAUCGCAGCAAUCAGAGAUAGAUUGCAUAGGGAGAUCAAAAACGUCUUGGUGGCCAGGGGAAGUUCCCAGUGGCCAAAGAAAUGGUCAGAUUACUGUGAUUAUGUACUUGACAUUUGUAAAGACAUGGAUAUUCAACAAUCGGUUUCAUCAAUGGGUCCAUUGUCAUCAAAGGAUCCGAACACCAUGGAGGUGGAUAAUACAUCCAAGCAAAGACAGUCUGGCUCCAGACAAACUCAACAGCAAAGGAGCGCUCCUGACCCGAGGAAAAGGCAGGAGGGCAAUGCUUUGAGUAUGCAGGAGGCCCAGAAGAAGGGCAUAUGCUACAUUUGCGGCAUCAAGGGACAUUGGGGCAGGAACUGCCCUAAUAAGAAAACAGGAGACUCUGUGGCUAAACCCGCAGCAGCAAACACAGCUUCUACAACUGGAGGUAGCAAAGGGAAAUCAACGGAUUUCUCUAAACCUCAGUUUAGAAGAAUUCGACAAAUUGAAUUGUCCAGUGAUGAUGAUUCGGACGUGGAAAUUCAAGUUGUGCGAAAGUCAAAGGGAACUGGUAACCCUCCGAAACCAGUAAAGGCCAUUGAAGCGGCAGCGGUUACCCCCGAAGUGGUACCUGGGCCCUUCAAAGAAGAAACACCAGAAGGUCAAGAUCACAAGGAUCGUUGA
This is a messenger RNA of Fibroporia radiculosa, 804 nucleotides long. RefSeq lists its product as uncharacterized. Gene Ontology annotation, molecular function: nucleic acid binding; zinc ion binding. NCBI's taxonomy places the organism in Eukaryota, Fungi, Basidiomycota, Agaricomycetes, Polyporales, Fibroporiaceae. The transcript has a single exon. The record is from RefSeq and is a predicted model, not a curated record. The coding region runs from base 1 to 804 and encodes 267 amino acids.